AUGGACAAAUUAUUAGCUUGGUCUAUUUUACAACAAUCAGGAGAUAAAGAAGGUUUAAAAAAACUCGGAGAACCAGAUCAAGAUGCUUUAAAUAAAUUGUUUGGUGGACCAGAUGAAGCAACAUUAAUGAAAGAAAGUAUACAAGUUGCAACUAAUCCAAAAGUUGAAGAAAAAGAUAAAGUAAUAGCUUUAGAAAAUUUCGAAAUGUUAAUUGAAAAUUUAGAUAAUGCUAAUAAUAUUGGAAAUUUAGGAUUAUGGCCUGAAUUAGUUAAAUUAUUAAAUUCUGAUGUUCCAGAUGAUUUAAGAAUUAUAGUUUCUGGAAUUAUUGGAACUGCUGUACAAAAUAAUCCAAAAUCACAAGAAGAUUUUGAUAAAACUAAUGGAGGAUUGGAAAGUUUAAUUAAAAUAGCAGAAUCACCAAAAAAUCAACCAUUACAAUUAAAAUCACUUUAUGCUAUAUCUUCAUACAUUAGAAAUUAUAAACCAGGUUUUCAAGAAUUUGAAAAAUUAAAAGGUUGGAAUUUAAUAAAAUUAGAUUCUAAAGAUCAAAAAGUAGAUUUAAGAAUUUUAUCAUUAAUUUCAUCAAUUUUAAGUAAUGGUUUAGAUGAUAAUUUAGAAAAACAAUUUAAAGACAUAAAAUUAAUUCAUUAUUUAGCUUCAGUCUUGAAUUUAGAUUCAAAUACUAAUUUAGUUGAUAAAUCAUUAAAUAUAAUUUCUGAAUUACAUCGUUUAAAAUAUGAGUUUUCAUUAGAAGAAACUUAUGAAGUUGAUAGAGGUAUUCAAGUUGUUGAAGGGUUAAGUGAUAAAUUAAAUAUCGAUGAUUUGAAUGGGGCAAAAGAAGCUACUAAAAAGAAAUAG
Messenger RNA from Lodderomyces jiufengensis, 858 nucleotides. RefSeq lists its product as uncharacterized. The record is from RefSeq and is a predicted model, not a curated record. The coding region runs from base 1 to 858 and encodes 285 amino acids. The transcript has a single exon. Lineage: Eukaryota; Fungi; Ascomycota; Pichiomycetes; Serinales; Debaryomycetaceae.